Molecule: messenger RNA, 1329 nt
Organism: Mandrillus leucophaeus (drill)
Lineage: Eukaryota; Metazoa; Chordata; Mammalia; Primates; Cercopithecidae
Product: EGF-like module-containing mucin-like hormone receptor-like 2
Exons: 11
Cellular component (GO): membrane
Molecular function (GO): calcium ion binding; G protein-coupled receptor activity
Source: RefSeq, a predicted model, not a curated record
GUGUCUGUGUGCGUGUGUGUGUGUGUGUGUGUGUGUUUGCAGUGCCCUUGGGUCUGUGUUUUUAUUGCACUUUCCUGCUGGUUUCCAGCUGCACCGCCAGUUCCGGGGAGGGUCCUGGGCCUGUGGCUGUCAGUCCCCACCUCCUUCAUAAAGUCCUGGCCUCGGGACAUCCGCACAGCUGCCCAGCCUGGGGAGACAGGACAGACCUGCCCCACUCACUGUUUCCCCUGCCGCUCCUGCCGGCAGCUCGAACCAUGGGAGGCCGCGUCUUUCUCGCAUUCUGUGUCUGGCUGACUCUGCUGGGAGCUGAAACCCAGGACUCCAGGGACUGUGCCCGGUGGUGCCCUGAGAACUCCUUGUGUGUCAACGCCACCGCCUGUCGCUGCAAUCCAGGGUUCAGCGCUUCAUCUGAGAUCUUCACCUCCCCCACGGAGAUUUGUGACGACAUCAAUGAGUGUGUGCCACCGUCGAAAGUGUCUUGCGGAAAAUCCUCGUACUGCAGGAACACAGUGGGGAGCUACGACUGCGUGUGCCAGCCGGGGUAUGAGCUUGUUUCUGGGGCAAAAACAUUCAAGAAUGAGAGCGAGAACACGUGUCAAGACGUGGACGAAUGUCAGCAGAACCCAAGGCUCUGUAAAAGCUACGGCACCUGCGUCAACACCGUCGGCAGCUUCACCUGCCAGUGUCUGCCUGGCUUCAAGUUCAAACCUGAGGACCCGAAGCUCUGCACAGAUGUGAAUGAAUGCACCUCCGGACAAAACCCAUGCCACAGCUCCACCCACUGCCUCAACAACGUGGGCAGCUAUCAGUGCCGCUGCCGCCAGGGCUGGCAACCGAUUCCGGGGUCCCCCAGUGGCCCAAACAAUACCGUCUGUGAAGAUGUGGACGAGUGCAGCUCCGGUCUGCAUCAGUGUGACAAUUCCACCGUCUGCUUCAACACCGUGGGUUCGUACACCUGCCGCUGCCGCCCAGGCUGGGAGCCCAAACACGGAAUCCCGAAUAACCAAAAGGACACUGUCUGUAAAGAGAUGAAUUUCCCCACCUGGACCCUGCCCCCUGGAGUCCACAGCCAGACGCUUUCCCAAUUCUUCAACAAAGUCCAGGACCUGGGCAGAGACUUCAAGACAAGCUCAGCCAAUGUCACCAUCCAGAGCAUCUUAAAGGGGCUGGAUGAGCUGCUGGAGGCCCCCGGGGACCUGGAGACCCUGCCCCGCUUUCAGCAGCACUAUGUGGCCACUCACCUGCUGGAUGGCCUAGAGGAUGUCCUCAGAGGCCUGAGCAAGAACCUUUCCAUUGGGCUCUUGAACUUCAGUUAUCCUGCAGGCACAG